Kockovaella imperatae is the source of this 1667-nucleotide messenger RNA. Its product is annotated as transmembrane amino acid transporter protein-domain-containing protein. Lineage: Eukaryota; Fungi; Basidiomycota; Tremellomycetes; Tremellales; Cuniculitremaceae. Gene Ontology annotation, molecular function: amino acid transmembrane transporter activity. Gene Ontology annotation, biological process: amino acid transmembrane transport. The coding region runs from base 170 to 1615 and encodes 481 amino acids. The transcript has 9 exons. The record is from RefSeq and is a predicted model, not a curated record. Gene Ontology annotation, cellular component: vacuolar membrane.
AGCACGUCUUUACAUGGCACAGACCGACCGCUUUCUUUUGGUCUUCUUCCUGUCACUACUCUACACCUAGGGGCUGAGUUCUUGUUUCUGACCUUGAACUAUUUUGGCUCGAGAAAGGUUUUCCGCUAGCCCUUGCCGAUACUCCGGACGACCAGCACCUCUUGACACCAUGCCCGCGCCUCUCGACCGUACAGAGAACACGACCGGGUCCUCUGAGGCCGUCCCUCAUUACAAGGACAAGGAAGGUAAACUUGAAUCACAAGACGCAGUCGUCGAUCGAUUCGCUGCCCUGAAAGAAGAGGACGGAAACCAUGAGAUCAACUUUCGAACAUUAUCGUGGCAGAAGACGGCCUUGCUCCUGUUUGGAGAGUAUGUCUGCUUGGCCAUUCUCGCUCUGGCCUGGAGUUGGAGUGUCGUCGGAUGGAUCUGCGGAUUCUUCAUCACAUUCGGCCUGGGGAUUAUCACCUGGUACACUUCAUACGUCUUAUGGCAGUGGUGCAUGAUCCACCCAGAAGUACAUGACAUUUGCGAUUUGGCUGCCCAUCUCUUCCCAUUCAUACCGAGGACCGCUUACGAGAUCACCGCAAUCAUGCUACUGCUCAACAACAUCUUUUUGAUUGGGUUCCACGUUUUCACUGGGGCAAAGAUCUUGAACACUUUGAGUGACAGUGCCACAUGUACCGUGACCUUCCAAGCCGUUACCGCUGUUAUUGGAAUCCUCGUGUCUAUCCCGCGCACGCUUAACCACGUCUCGCUCAUGUCUAUGGGUUCUGCCGUCUGUAUGGCCAUCGCCAUCAUCCUCUCACUGAUCUACGCUGGAAUCGAGGACGCUCCCGGGUACGGGUAUGGAGGAAGCUAUCCCAAGCAAGGACCCGUCCAGACUUCCAUCGGUCUUCCCAGUCCCGCUCCAGGCUUCAUCAAUGGCCUCAAUGCGGUUCUCAAUAUCACCUUUUUGUGGAUCGGACAAAUCCUGUAUCCCUCAUUCAUUGCCGAGAUGAAGAACCCUGCAGAUUUCCCAAAAGCUCUCGCCGCCCUGACCAUCAUGGAAUUGGCCGUUUUCUGUAUCGUCGCUGCCGUCGGAUAUCACUUUAUCGGCCAAUAUUCCACCGCGCCAAUCAUUGGAUCCUUGUCUGAACCUUGGGCUCGUAAAUCUGCGUUUGCCUUUGUCCUUGUUCCCACCGUCGUCAUUGGUGCCAUCUACUCCAAUGUCGCCUCCAAAUUCAUCUACCGACGGAUCCUUGGCAACUCGCGUCAUACUCACAGUCAUACCUUGAUCGGCUGGGGAACCUGGAUCGGCUGCGUUGUCUUCAUCUGGGUCGUUGCUUUUGUGCUCGGAAAUAUCAUUCCCUCCAUGGGAGAUUUCCUGGGUAUCAUGUCCUCCGCCUUUGACUCGUUCUUUGGCUUCAUCUUCUGGGCCGUCGCGUACUGGCACAUGAACCGAGGAAGUUUAUGGUCAAGCCCCCUCAAGAUAGCAUUGAGUAUUGCCAAUAUUCUCAUAUUCGGUCUGGGCUUGUUCAUGCUUGGACCAGGACUCUACACCUCGAUCGAUGCCAUCAUAACUGACUACUCUAGUUCCGUCAGAGAACCAUUCACUUGUCUUUCAAACGCGUUAUAAUGGUCCAAAACGUGUAUCAGAUUGGUAGUGUACAUGCAUAACCUGGAGCUCA